Molecule: messenger RNA, 1477 nt
Organism: Arachis stenosperma
Lineage: Eukaryota; Viridiplantae; Streptophyta; Magnoliopsida; Fabales; Fabaceae
Product: ATP-dependent Clp protease proteolytic subunit-related protein 4, chloroplastic
Exons: 8
Coding region: 87-1010 (307 amino acids)
Biological process (GO): protein quality control for misfolded or incompletely synthesized proteins
Cellular component (GO): endopeptidase Clp complex
Molecular function (GO): ATPase binding; ATP-dependent peptidase activity; serine-type endopeptidase activity
Source: RefSeq, a predicted model, not a curated record
CCUCACUCCCUCUUUUUCUUUUUCUUUCUCUUUCUGAUUUACCCACACAGCCACAGAGACACUUCCAAGUUACAACUCUUGAAGCUAUGGAGAUUGCUGCCACCGCAGCUUCCACCUUCUCCCUCAACAGACCCACUCUCCCCUUUCCAUCUUCUUCUAGAAUCCAUCCCCCCAUCAGAGCCCUCAACUCCUCUUCCUCCGCAGCCCUCAGAGCCUCUCUCUCUACCAAUUUUGUUGCCCCUUUCGCCACCUCCGCCAGCAGCGCCUCCAGCCCCUUCGCCGGCCACAAGCUACGCCCUUCUUCUCUCAAUCCGGCGUCGUUUCGUGGCACCAAGGGUAAACGAGGCGUCGUUACUAUGGUUAUUCCGUUCUCUAGAGGAAGUGCAUGGGAGCAACCUCCACCAGACUUAGCUUCCUACUUAUACAAAAAUCGAAUUGUUUAUUUGGGCAUGUCUCUUGUUCCAUCUGUUACAGAGUUAAUACUAGCUGAAUUUCUUUACCUUCAGUAUGAAGAUGAGCAAAAGCCUAUUUACCUAUACAUAAACUCCACUGGGACAACUAAGGGAGGUGAGAAGUUGGGUUAUGAGACCGAAGCAUUUGCAAUUUAUGAUGUGAUGAGGUAUGUCAAGCCUCCUAUAUUUACCCUUUGUGUUGGUAAUGCUUGGGGAGAAGCAGCUUUGCUUUUGGCUUCUGGUGCAAAGGGAAACCGUUCUGCUUUGCCAUCAUCAACAAUAAUGAUAAGACAGCCAAUAGCAAGGUUUCAAGGACAAGCAACGGAUGUUAACCUUGCAAGAAAAGAAGUCAAUAAUGUGAAGACAGAAUUGGUUAAAUUAUAUGCAAAGCAUAUUGAAAAAACACCUGAGCAGAUUGAAGCUGAUAUUCAGCGCCCAAAGUAUUUUAGUCCAAGUGAAGCUGUUGAAUAUGGUAUCAUAGAUAAGGUAUUAUACAAUGAUAGAAGCACCGAGGAUCAUGGAGUUGUUUCUGACCUCAAAAAGGCACAGCUUAUUUAGCUGUUUGAGAGGUUGAAUCGCUAGUUGUUAGUGUUUUUCAGACAAUGGAGACUGGGAAAUGUAAAUCAGCUCAAAUGGAAGACGUAGAAGACCAGAAGCCGUGAUCUGAAACCAUGCCAUGCCAAACCCUUGUCCAAGCAAGAAGCAACUAGUAGAAAUCAAAAUCUAGGUGUUAAUACCGUUAAAUUAUUUUUGCCUCCCCCCAACAAGAGGCAUUGAUGUCUAUUUCUGUCUACAUUGUAAUAUGUUGUGCGUGAUUGUAUUCCGGUUAAUUUUAUUCUAAAUUUUAUAAAGUUUUGCUGCCAAAACUAGAAUUAAUGAAAGUUGGAAUAAGCUAGUGUAUGAAUCAGCUUAUUUUCAGCCCAAAAACUAUGUAAAUGUACUCGUUAGAUUAGAUAGUUCAUUUAAUGCUUGGUUGCUAAACAUAUAAUUUAAUAUUAAAAAACGUUAUCUGGUAGACACUUAUA